Molecule: messenger RNA, 1692 nt
Organism: Alternaria arborescens
Lineage: Eukaryota; Fungi; Ascomycota; Dothideomycetes; Pleosporales; Pleosporaceae
Exons: 3
Coding region: 1-1692 (563 amino acids)
Biological process (GO): negative regulation of septation initiation signaling; protein ubiquitination; ubiquitin-dependent protein catabolic process
Cellular component (GO): cell division site; mitotic spindle pole body; ubiquitin ligase complex
Molecular function (GO): ubiquitin protein ligase activity; protein binding
Source: RefSeq, a predicted model, not a curated record
AUGUUCACCACAACAACCACGCCAGUUCUCCCAACUGCGACUGCUGUACCCCCCAAUUCCACCUCCCCACGGCCCACGGGCGUUCACAGAGGCAUCAGUUUCCUGCGCAAUCUACACCUGCACUCAAACAGCCAAGGCGACCCUCCACGUGAGGAUUCCCGAACGGGAACACGACCACGCGCCUCAACACACACUCCACCUGCCUCGCCUGCCUUUGCCUCCUCGUCCUCCCACCCCACUGUCCCCCGUCGAGAGUUGCUAUCGAGGAGCCAGACAGCCGACAGUCAACUGCCGCCGACCGACUCCCCACCCGCCUCUCCGAAACCGACCAUGACGAGAACCCGUUCAGAGACGGCCCAACCUCAGCUCCAGGUGCGCAACAACACGGGGCCAACGCCGACCUCAACGCCAGGACCCAACAGCGCACAAACAAUGGAAGGCGCCUCCGAUAGCACAGGCGCAGCCAAGCACCUGCCGUCGAUUCGCUUUAUCCCGCACCAGGAUCCCCGAGCCGGAAGACCUUCGUUGAUCUUCCCCACCAUCAACCGUACGCUGCCCGACGAGAGUGCAAUCCUUCGCGUAGGAAGGUAUUCAGAGCGCGACAACAUACCUGAAGUCCAGACCAACGCCCCAUCGGCUGCCGCCAUCGGAUUCAAGUCCAAGGUCGUCAGUCGGAAGCACUGCGAACUGUGGUGCAAGGACGGAAGCUGGUAUAUCAAGGACGUCAAGAGCUCAUCGGGUACCUUUUUGAAUCACAUUCGUCUAAGUCAGCCCAACGUCGAGUCAAAACCAUUCCGGAUAAAGGACGGCGAUAUCAUCCAACUGGGCAUCGAUUUCCGUGGGGGAGAGGAGAUGAUCUUCAGAUGUGUCAAGAUUCGUGUUGAGUGCAAUCGUGGCUGGCAACAGGGGCUGAACACAUUCAAUAAACAAACCCAUCAGCGACUACGAGCACUUGCCAAGAGCAAGAAGGAAGUCACGGGAGAUGCUUCAUCUACGCAUACGUCCGAGUGUGCCAUCUGUUUGAUGUCAAUAGCGCCUUGUCAGUCGCUAUUCGUAGCACCCUGCUCCCACGUCUGGCACUACAAGUGCAUUCGUCCCAUCUUAAACGGUCCCACUUGGCCCAACUUCCUCUGCCCGAACUGUAGGGCGGUAGCGGACCUUGAAGAAGACGUAGAAGACAUGGGCGAGCUCGAAGACUGGGAAGGCGAUGAGGAAGUAGUCAAUGGUGCCACAAUUCCUGAUGCCAGCGCAGAGCAGGGAGACCGCCACGUCACACCUCGUGCCUCUGUUGCCCCUCUGAACGGUGCCGAUUCUGAUGGCGGUGUUGAUCUUACGGAUCUACAUCACCAAAUCACAAACAUUGAGAACCAAUCGGCAUUGGAGACUCCCGAUCGCCAGCUUACACCUCCAACAUCGUCCGUCACACAACCGGUCUCUAUCAACGUCAAUGGAGCGAACGACUAUAUGGGACUGUCGCCUCUGCAUCCUCCUCACGGCAGUGGCCUAACGCCUGAUCGCGUACAGGAUGGUCCCAUGACUCCAAGGAAUGACGCUGGGCCGUUUGUUCUCGAUGGUAGCGCUGGACGUGCAGCAGGCAGUCGAAUGCGCGACACAUCUCCGACCGACUCCGAUAGCAGUGGAGCGCGAAGCAAUAACGGUGCACCGACUCUACCUCCUGUACGCUUCGACUAG